Messenger RNA from Apodemus sylvaticus (European woodmouse), 1475 nucleotides. It is a transcript of the gene Ldlrad1, whose product is annotated as low density lipoprotein receptor class A domain containing 1. NCBI's taxonomy places the organism in Eukaryota, Metazoa, Chordata, Mammalia, Rodentia, Muridae. Gene Ontology annotation, molecular function: protein binding. Gene Ontology annotation, cellular component: plasma membrane. The record is from RefSeq and is a predicted model, not a curated record. The transcript has 5 exons. Bases 6 to 692 code for a protein of 228 amino acids.
UACAGAUGAAAAUGUGGAAACGUGAAGCCGGCAGGACGAGCCUGGUCUGCAACGGACCAGAAGUUUGCCCAGCCUGCUUCUGGUCUCUUGGGCAGGCAGAUGCCGAGAGAAACGCGGCCACUGGAGGGAAAGCCCGCCCUGGAGAUGAAGGCUGUGGCCCCCUCUGCUGCUCACGCCGCGGGGCCUGCUUCACCGUCAGCCUGCUGCUUCUGCUGGCCAUGCUUGCCGGCUUGCUCGCUGUGGCCACCGUCCUCGGACAUCCACCCCGCACGCCAGAGACUCACUCCUGUGUGACACUGGCCAACAGGACGGGGUUCUUGUGCCAUGACCGAAGGCACUGUGUCCCAGCCCAUGCUGUGUGCGAUGGCAUCCGCACCUGUCCUCAUGGUGAAGAUGAGGCGGAGAGCUUGUGCCGAGAUGUGCCCCAGAGCCUCCCCGGUUUCCUCCUGACCACCUGCGGAGACCCAGCCUCCUGGAUCUACUCAGACCAGAAAUGUGAUGGCACCAACAACUGUGGAGACUGCUCAGAUGAGCUGAGCCCAGUGACUGCGUGCCCGCCCUGUGGCCCUGGGUGGUGGCGCUGCACGCCAACUGUGUUCACAUACUGCAGCUGUGUCCCGAGGGCUCUGUGCCGGGACGGAGUGCAGCACUGCUCUGACUGGUCAGAUGAAUACUCCUGUCCCGGACCCUGAGUGAGCCUGGCUCCGCAGCAUGGAAGGUGACACGGGAUCCUUUCUCCAGAACAUCAAACCCUCGACGGCAAGGACAGGAAGAAACCUUUGCCAUCCACCAGUGGCCCCCGGCCCCCAUUGUCUCUGAACAGGAACUGUCUUUCCUCCUUUCAAGUGUCGGCCUUCACUUGAGCUCCAAUGACAAGGAGCUCACCACCAUGCUAGGCAGAUUCUAACAAGAUGAGGUGUCUGCCUCCGUCACUUUAGACCUGUAUGGGACCACAUAGAAGAAACAUGUUCCUUGACUCUAGAGCAGGCCUGAUGUUCCAAUCUUGUCAUCCCUUAAAGAGACAUAAAUUUGUGGCUUAAAUGCCAAGUGAGUUUAGCCCCAUGUGCAGAAAACAAAGCACACACACUUACCAUCAUUCUGCCUGAGGCAGAAACUGCUGAGCUCAAGGCCGCUGCGGCUCAGCUGCCUGUAGGUUUAUAUUUCGGUCCUGAAGCCAGAACAAGCCAUCUCCCUGAAUACUCUCUAGCUUUAAAACAGGCAAGGAUGGGGGGCUCAUUAGACAGAUGAGGAAACAGAGGCCCAGAGGAUGACUUGCCCGGGGUGGACUCUGGAACUGGGACUCAAAGUCAGUCUGUGGAACUCUGACCUCAGGGUUUCCCCACUAUUAAAGAAUAGAGCUGGGCUGGGGAGAUAGUGGUCUAGAGUACCGACUGCUUUUCCGAAGGUCUUGAGUUCAAAUCCCAGCAACCACAUGGUGGCUCACAACCAUCCAUAAUUAGAUCUAGAGUGUCUGA